Messenger RNA from Lactuca saligna, 1958 nucleotides. NCBI's taxonomy places the organism in Eukaryota, Viridiplantae, Streptophyta, Magnoliopsida, Asterales, Asteraceae. The record is from the annotation of a GenBank genome assembly.
AUACGCUUGUAAUCAAAUGGCCCUUCAUCUCUAUCAAAUAGUUUUUCCCCAGACCUUCUUUUCAGUAUACAAAGUAAAGCAAAAGCUCCCACAAAUUAAUGUAAAGAGAAAUAGCAUAGAUUAUGCUUCGAUAAAGUGUGAUGAAAAAAAGAAUGGUUCAGAGAAUAGUCCCUUGCCCAUUUACCAACCAACUAUAUGGAGUCAUAACUUUAUCCAGGCGCUAGAUGUCAAUUUUCCGAUUUACUCAAAGGAGGAACUGAAGGAGCUAGAGAAGAAAGGAAUGGAAUUGAAUUUUGAUUACGAGAAUGGUGGUUUAAGUAUCUUGCAAUUGCUUGAACAAAUAGAUGAUAUCGAAAGAUUGGGCCUUGACUAUCGCUUUCAAAAUGAUAUAAGGAGAGCACUUAAUUUUAUUGCAUCAAUAAAAGAAAAUAACACUGAACAUGAAGAAAAAGAAGGUAGUCUUCAUGAGGCAUCUCUUCGAUUCAGGCUUCUUAGGAAACAUGGUUAUAACGUAUCGCAAGAUUUUCUUUUAAGAUUCAAGGACAGUCAUGGUGGCUUCAUGCGGUGUCUAGAGACGGAUGUCAGGGGAUUGUUAAGCCUAUAUGAAGCUUCAUAUCUUUCUUUUCAGUGCGAAAAAGAUUUGCAUGAGGCCAAGAUGCUUAGAUUACAAGCAAGGUGGUACAUUGAUGCAUACAGUAAACGAAAAGAUGCAAACAUGCUUUUGUUAGAGCUUGCAACAUCGGAUUACAACAUGGUUCAAUCGGAAUUCAAGAAAGAACUUCAAGAAGUAUCAAAGUGGUGGAAAAAUAUAGGCCUAGCAAGCAAGUUAAGCUUCGUUAGGGAUCGACUCAUGGAAUGUUUCUUUUGGUCAGUUGGAGUGAUAUUCGAGCCUCAGUAUAAUUCUUGCCGAGUAGAGCUCACAAAAGUUUGUACGUUAAUUACUGUCAUUGAUGACAUCUACGAUGUUUAUGGUUCUCUUGAUGACCUCGUGAUGUUCACAAAUGUUGUCAAGAGGUGGGACAUUAAUGCAGUGAAACAUAUGCCAGAGUAUUUACAACUAUGCUUUCGCACUCUUUACAACACCAUUAUUGAAAUAGGUUCUAAGACCUCGAUUGCACAAGGUGAAGACGUCAUACCACUCCUAGUGAAAGUGUGGGGAGAUUUACUUGAAGCAUUUUUGUUGGAAGCAAAGUGGACUCAUAACAAAUACAUUCCAACACUUCAAGAAUAUAUGGAUAAUGCAUGGCGAUCAGUCUCGGGAGUGGUUAUACUUACCCAUGGUUACUUCUUAAUUAAUCAAGAAUUCAAGAAAGAUGUAGUUGAGAACUUGGAUAAAUAUAACGAUCUUUUGAAGUGGUCAUCAAUUGUUUUUAGACUUUGCAAUGAUUUGGGUACUUCAUCGGAUGAGGUAGCUAGAGGGAAAACGGCAAAUGCAAUAUCAUGUUACAUGCUCGAGAAUAGUGUUUGUGAGGAAGUUGCACGUGAAUAUAUAAAAACUUUAAUCGACAAAGCAUGGGGGGAAAUGAUCAAAGCCCGAGUUGCUUCUUCUCAAGAGUCAACAGAUCCAUUCAUUGAUAUGGCUAUUAAUCUCGCCCGAAUUUCACAUUGUGUAUACCAAUACGGAGAUGGACAUGGAGCUCCCGAUGCUCGAGCCAAAGAGCGAGUCUUAUCUGUGAUUGUUGACCCCAUUCCAAUUAAGGAUAAUUAGGAGUUUUCUGAAAAAAUAAUGUUUUUUUUGUUUGCUUGUUUGCAAAAGUGGUGUUGUUUCAGUAACCUUUUGUACAAAUGUCUCUAUUUCAAAUUCGGUACAAUUAUGGGGUUGUUUAAAAGUUAUAUAAAUUAUCCUUAUAUGUUACCGAUUCCACCUUUAUCUUAUAUAACAACUUAUAAAAAUUUCCUUUAAACCAUUUUUUUUAAAAAUAAUUCUCAUAUGAUCAAUAUCUUUAUAGAAAUUAUUC